AUGUUGCCGCCCUUGUCCGACAAUCUGGGCUCAAAAAAGCUUCAGUUGCUUAUGCCAGUCGUGGUUGUGCCUUCAGCCCUAUCGGCUUGGCAAAGCGCAAUGCUAGAGCUGAAGAAAGUGAACGCCAUUCAAGUUCGGUGUGCAGGAAAGAAAGAUAUGUUUGUCGUCGAGGUGUUUCCUGCGCGCUCAGAUUCAACCCUUGCAAAUUAUGAAGCUAUAGCCAAUAGUCUUCAGCUACAAAGACCAACCGUAAGGAUUGAAAGAACACUGUUGGAAUUUGUUCAACUUCGUGACAGAAUUUACGAAAUCGCGCAUGAGGCUCAUCGUGGUAAGCCCUGCGACUUGUGUGCGGACUGCCUUGAGUUGAUCGUGUUUGGAGCAAACCCUGAUGGAUUUAUAGUUGGCCUGCUUGGCGGCAAGCGGCUGAAGCGUAGCGUAAUGAAGUUCAUUGUUGGGCUCUUGAGGGUUACCGUUCAUCGAAUCUGUACCAGUACACGAGGAUGCUGCUCCGGGCACACUCUCAUCCCACAAGCCGUGCACGCAUUUCUCUUUAUCUCCACAAACCAUGAUGUAUAG
Messenger RNA from Peronospora belbahrii, 576 nucleotides. NCBI's taxonomy places the organism in Eukaryota, Oomycota, Peronosporomycetes, Peronosporales, Peronosporaceae. The record is from the annotation of a GenBank genome assembly.